GACAACCUCGAAUUUUGGGAAAUGUUUAGGUCUGUCAUUUUAUUUCACGAUGACAUUAGUUAUUUGACCUAUAGUUGUAACAGGACUUUAAAAUAUUAAAUAGGCCUACCUAAUUGAUGACAGCAUCCACGGUGUCUGUCUAAGUAGGCUAGUGCGAGUGUGUUGGCCCACACUGUUUUUCAUUUUGGUGUCACAUUUUAUGUUGUGCAAAUCAUCAGUUAUUGUUUCAAGUGCAUUUUGGGGUGUUGCGUUCCCUCAUGAAUGAUAAUCAGUGAGAUGGCUGUUGAGAAUAGAAUAGAACACUAUUUGAUCUGUGAUUGUAGAGAAAGGCGCUCGCUCUUGAGAAUAAAGAACAUCUGCCUCAGUUGAGCGCUUUCAUGACGGGCAUACGGAAACUGUGGAAACUGGAUCACUAAGGUACUGGAAUUAACCGAACCGUUUGUUGGGCGAUUAGUCCUUGUGCGUCUGUCCGAUUCUCUCCAUACUCUUGGCCAGAUUUUGAUGCUGUCCAGCCACAAACGCACUUCGCCCGCCGCUUCUUGAGGGUCGAGUGUGUGUGCGAGUGAGUGAGCGAAUGAAUAAUCCUUUAGAUUCAGUAACAACACCAUUGAGGGAACUCUGCCCGAGUCGUCCAGUCUAGAGAGAAAUUGAGUGAAGGCGAGACGCUGCACGGGGACAAUGUCCUGAUCCACAACCGUUUACUUUAUGGCUACAGUUUAACAGGACCUAACGGAUGACUUGCUAAAUAUAGACCACUAUUAACAAACGUUUUAGUUGACGACAAAACAUCUACUUACUGGUGUGAUUUUGCGAGUUGAUUUGGGUUCAUUAGACAUCUCACCAAUCCUCUCCACACACGGACCUUCUCUGCUGUGCUGAACGUUUUUCUAAAAGGCAUCCCCAGGUGAUGACCUCACUACUGUUCUCCAGCCCCACCCACAUUGUCAUGAAGGACCGCGAGCUGCCGUCAUCCUCCCUCACCCUCCUCCACUACACCGGGACGGCAGUGCCUGUCAAGACACCCGGGGGUGGCCCUUUACCCUCCUCCUCCACCUCUCCAUCCCUCUCCAAACCUCAGCCAUUCUGCCUACAGACCCUCCAGACCGGCCCUCACCUCCUCGCCAGCAUGCAGCUCCAGAAACUCAACUCCCACUACCAGAGUCUGGCUGGAGGUAUAAGUGGCGGCGUAGCCUCUGGGCCCACAUCAGGACCUCAGAGGGGGUUUGGGGCCUCAACGCUGGGCUCAGCGGGGCAGCUGGUGGGGGGUACCCCUGGAGGUGUUGGAGGGAGGAAUCAGGGCUGUGGGGGGAUUAUUGACUCUGACCCGGUGGACGAGGAGGUUCUGAUGUCGUUGGUCGUAGAGCUGGGGUUGGACCAGGCUAACGAGCUGCCUGAACUCUGGCUAGGACAGAACGAGUUUGACUUCAUAGCGGAUGUACCUGCCGGAUGCUGACCCACCCAAAUAGAGGGAUGAAAGGAGGAGAUCUGUGCUCUCUCAUUCUUUCCUUUUCAUUACUCUCUAGGUUGGAUUGACAUAAACUCUAAUGUCCCGGCUGGGUGCUCACCCAAACACACGAAAUUAGACAUUUUUUGGGGGUCACCCUCUGUUUUUCUCUAAAGGACAAGUUAUGGACACAACCUGACCCAAAAAGAGCAUGCUGUUCUUUUGUUUUUCCUCUGUAUCCUGUUCUAAAUUUUAAAGGAGAAAGGAUAGACACAGGGUCUAAUGUUUUUGUGUGUCUCACAGAAAAUACUAUGUUACUGAGGGAACCUGAGCCUCGGCCUGUCUGUCAAUUUCACUCUACUUCCCAAGGGCCCCUUACACACACACCGGCAGAAGGAGGGAUGGAUGGUAUUACGAUCCGGUAAUGGAAGUAGCAGCCGUGAAACAGGCACUUGUCACUUAUUCAGUUACCCCAACAUUCAGGAGAGUUCAGCGGGUUUGAUGGAACAUCAGUGUGUGUGUGUGUGUGCAUGUGUGUGAUUAUUCAGGUCCCUGUGACAUAAGACAGACAUGACAGGAGGCAUCAGAAGCCUGUGUAGUCUCGGUGGACCGGAGUAACCUGAUCUGUAUGGUGCUGUCAGUGUCUGUAUCUAAAUAAAUGAAUGAGUCUUAACGUCCGUGGUCUUCAUGUACCUGGUAACUCUGUAGGUGAAAUUAAUCAUAGUUCCUCCCCCCUGCCCCAUCAUUCUCUCUGUCUAUUAUAAGUUCCACCCCCCUCCAUCUCUGUCCCCUGUGGUCCUAGAGCCAAGACGCUCCAUUACUACCUACUCUGCUGUAGUACCGUCAAUGUGUAUGUCCAAAAUGGCACCCAAUUCCCUAUAUAGCGCACUACUUUUGACCAGGGCCCAUGCACUACUUUUGACCAGAGCCCUGUGUGUCCUGUUCAAAAGUAGUGCUGUGUGUUUUUAUAUAUAUGAGAGAAUAGGGUGCCAUAUAGAACAUAUACAAUAGUUCAUGAGGGUUACAGGUAAUGAGGCGGUUAAAGAAGGGUGACUUUAAAAAAGGGUGACUAAGUUCCCAUGUUCCAAGUGUGAGUCACUUGGCAUCAUCAUGCUUCUUUCACCAUGUGAUUCGUUGGUGUUUUUACCUUUUCGAGUUAGUCAGUCAGUCGGCCGACAGUAGACCAAAGCAGGAGUAGGCUACAUAUCUAAACAGGGUCCUUAUUGUUUUGUAGUUUUAGUUGCUGGAUCACUUGAUCGUAAGAGAGCACGAGUGUGUGUGUGACUGCUUGCAUGGGAAAGUAUUCCUGUAAGUUUCCCUUUAAGUUUUGACUCCAAGGAAAUGCAAGAUAACUACACCAACUUAUUUCUUAAUCAGAAACCCUUUGAGCUCCAGACUAGCAAGAACAUGUACUUUUCAUUAAAUGUUUGUUUUACUUUCCUUAUGACAUAUCUGAUAUUUUUGUGGUCUUUUUUUUUUGUUUUAGCUUGAGAAACACUUCUUGUUAUUGAUUUUGUAAAGGAAAGAAAAUGUUGGAGAAAAAAAAUUAAUCACUUGUCUAGCAACUGCACUGAUUGUAUGGUCCUAAGUUUCUCUCUUUAAAUCACACCUUUUUUUUAAAUUGAGACCUUAUUUUAGAAAGGGAGAGGGACCUAUUUCUUUUUUUUUAAUCUCUUUUGUUUUUGAAAUGACAGAUGGAAUCAUAACUGAUGUUGAUUUUUGUUUUAGCACUUUCUCCGUUUGCAUCUCAUUUGUAUCUUUAUGAAAAUAUGUACUAGAUCAUAUUUAAAUGCUUGUAUUUUUGUUACUUCUCUGCAUUUGGGGGAAAAUAAAGAAUACCAACCUGAA
Messenger RNA from Oncorhynchus masou masou (cherry salmon), 3292 nucleotides. RefSeq names its product cbp/p300-interacting transactivator 1-like. The transcript has 2 exons. Gene Ontology annotation, cellular component: nucleus. The coding region runs from base 908 to 1453 and encodes 181 amino acids. The record is from RefSeq and is a predicted model, not a curated record. NCBI's taxonomy places the organism in Eukaryota, Metazoa, Chordata, Actinopteri, Salmoniformes, Salmonidae. Gene Ontology annotation, molecular function: transcription coactivator activity. Gene Ontology annotation, biological process: regulation of DNA-templated transcription.